Molecule: messenger RNA, 2847 nt
Organism: Dreissena polymorpha
Lineage: Eukaryota; Metazoa; Mollusca; Bivalvia; Myida; Dreissenidae
Exons: 3
Coding region: 1011-1958 (315 amino acids)
Source: RefSeq, a predicted model, not a curated record
CUGCUUUGUAUGCACACAUAAACUAGUUGUUAAAGAACUGUGGGCCAAUAUGGUUUUAUCUUACCCAUGUCACAUGACUGGUGACAUUAAUACUUUGUUUGCUGGAGAUAUAAACUUGUCAACAAACCGAAGUUGAUAUUUAUUUGAAUCUCUUUAGCUGAACAUUAAGUGUUGAUAGACAUUGGGCUAUAGCUAGAUGGAGCGUUUUUUGUUUAAUAGUCAAUGAGCCUAGAUGCCUUAUUAUUUGAGUUAAAUCAAAGAUGUACUGAACAAAAGUGGUCAGCAAAAUGGCAACGUUUUCGCAAUCCACCAUUGAAAAAGGAAAUGACUGGGUCCAAUACUUUUUGUGUUCGGCGUGCGAAGACGAGAAACUGGUUGAAUCUGCUGAUUUCUAUUGCGAAUCUUGCGUGAAGUUUUACUGCCAAAAAUGAAUUCACUUGCACAGCCAGUUGUUUAAGAAACAUUCCACUCAUGGAAGGAAUGAUAUGAAGAAAUGGCCUGUGGUCAAGGAGGUGGAAGAUUUUCUUCUUAAAUGUGAUGUUCACAAAGAAGAAAACCUUUUAAAAUUUGCAAAGACCAUAGCAAGCUGUGCUGCAAUACUUGUGCUUUCCAUUAUCACAGGCAAUGCAAAACGGUGAUGCUUUUAUCUGACUUGGUUAAAAAUACCUCCACAUACCUUAAACAAAUAUCAGUUACUAUCCAAACUACUCUGGCAGAACUGAAGAAGCUUCAAGACAAUCAGGAGGCUAGCAUUCAGUCUGUGCAAUGUUCAUAUGAUGAGCAGUUACACAAGAUACAGGAAAUUCGGCAAAAAUACUUGCAGUCUUAGACAUGCUUGUAAAGAAGACACUGCAGGAAAUGAAAGGUACUCUUACCAAACUGCAAGCCUCUCUAAAAAGUGAUGUUUAUAAAUGUUCCACUGUUGGAAAUGAAUUAAAACAACUAAGAGACGCUAUUCAAGACAUAAGUGAUAAAAGCAAACAAGAACUAUAUUUAAUAGCCAGCAUUAAAUGCAAGGACAAAUAGAGCAGUUUGAAAACUAUCAAAAGAAGAACAUUGCUCAACUAAAAUCUUCUAUAACUUUCCAUUUUAAUAGUGAAAUAAUGCAGUACCUUUCCCAGUUGUCCGGUCUUGGGAAGAUUGAACACUAUGCCCAGUCAUUGAUUGCAGUGGGAAAUGCAGACCGAAUCAUAAGGAUUGAUGGAAAGUCUGAGAAUAAUGUAAGCUUUCAGGGUGAUUCAAUUUGCACUAUCCUAGACAUAUGUGUUCUCCCUAGUGGACAAGUUCUUGUUGUAGACCAAAAUAAUAAGAAAGUCAAGCUGUUAAACCAGCAGUACCUGCUUUUGAGUCACUGUAGUGUAUCUGGUAAGCCACAGUACAUGUGUCAGAUCACACCAAGUGAGGUUGGUGUUACUGUUGGUUCAGAGGUCCAGUUUAUCAAAGUCAACAACAACCAGCUGGUAAAAGACAGAAAGCUCAAGUUUCAACAUGGCUGUUACGGUAUUGCCUCCCACCAGGGAGACCUGUUUGUAACCUCUGGUACUGAACUAUACAACUACUCGCUGGAUGGUAAACUAGUCAGCAAACUUCACGAGAAUAAGUCAGUUACCGGUAGAGAACGGAGUUGUGCAGUAAGCCCGACAGGUGACAAGUUGUAUAUCACGAACUACAAUCAGGACAAACUCCUCACUCUGGCCAGGGAUGGAUCAGUCCUUUCCAUCUUCACAGACCCUGAAUUGGGAUGUCCAGCUUGUGUACAUGUGACACCUGCAGGCCAGGUGCUGGUAUGUGGAUGGAAGUCCAAUACUAUCCUACAGAUUGACAGUAAGGGCAGUAGGAGUCUGGCCACUCUGGCUACAAAGAGGGAUGGGCUAUGGUCGGUCUGCUACAACAGCAACACUGACUCCAUUAUUGUGGGAACGAUUAUAAACAAGAUACUGGUGUACAAAGUAAAAUAGCUUAUCAUUCUUGUUUCUGAUGUGUAAUGAUAAGUGAUAUAAGUUACUAUACAGUGAUAUAAAUUAUUAUAGCUGUUAGUCAUUAAGUGCUAUGUUACACAUAUAUAUAUAUUUGAUGUGUAGUAAUAAGUCGAAAUAAAUGACAAUAGCUGUUUGUGUAAUAGUGUUAUGUUACAAUUUAAGAAUGAAUUUGAAGUGUUCAUACUUAUUUGUUUCUUUAAAUAAUGUUAUUACGCAUGCUAUGUUUAGAAUGUGAUAUAUUAGAUUUGUAACAAUGUGUUGAUUGGUUCAUUUUUUGCUCUUUAAGUGGCUCUGAUAUAUUUAAGUCAAGGGAAUACUUAUGGAUCAAUAAUACUAGCGGAUAUUUUGUCAUUAAUAGAUAGUUUUCACAUUAAAACAACUUUGAAAUGUGUUGUUAUUGUUUUACAGCUUGUAUGAUUGUUUUCCAUCAUUUUGCGCUUUGCUUUGCUAAUCAUAAUUGUGUACCAAACCACGAGUUGGUAGUGAAAAACAAGUUACUCUCUGUUUGUUUUGUAUGAUAUCAGGCGAUAUCAAAUUAUUGGUUUCGUUGAAUCUGAUUAUAUUGUACCAAAAAUUGAUAAUCUAAGUGUUGAUUCCAAGUAAUGUAACCAAACAUUGGCUGAUAUAACAAUUUCCUGUUGAAGUUAUAUAAAACAAUAUAUCCGGUAGCGUUUUAUCAGGCAGAUAUCAAUGUAGUGUACACUAAAGAGUAAAAAAGAAUCAAUAAUGGCCAAAAGGGGGAUGAUGUAUUCAAUUCAAUGUGAAAUCAUCAUGCCAAAUAUAAAUCUGCGAGCAGUCACUCCAGACUUGAACUAGUUAUUUUGAAACUAUUUCUAAUCCGGGGCAGCAAAGCGAGACAUGGUAUUAU